This is a messenger RNA of Aspergillus pseudoviridinutans, 1542 nucleotides long. RefSeq lists its product as uncharacterized. The record is from RefSeq and is a predicted model, not a curated record. Gene Ontology annotation, molecular function: transmembrane transporter activity. Lineage: Eukaryota; Fungi; Ascomycota; Eurotiomycetes; Eurotiales; Aspergillaceae. Gene Ontology annotation, biological process: transmembrane transport. The transcript is spliced from 2 exons. The coding region runs from base 1 to 1542 and encodes 513 amino acids.
AUGGCCGCAGACUUACAAUCCCCCCCGGACCGCGAAACUCCAACAGACACUGACCCACGCCAUCCUCGAGAGACUCAAGAAUCGCCGCAACAUCAAAGUCUGUCGGUUACUCAAGGAGGGCAAGAAGAUAGCCCAUAUUCUAUCUAUGACACCAAAGAGAAGCUUCUGAUAGUCAUUGUUGUAUCGAUUGCUGGGUGCUUUUCGCCCUUGGCAACCAAUACUUAUCUCCCAGCCUUGACCAGCAUCGCGAGUGAUCUCCAUGUAAAUAAUACGCUCAUCAAUCUCACUGUCACGAUAUAUCUCAUCUUCCAAGGACUGGCUCCAGCCUUUUUCGGACAGUGGGCCGACAGCUCCGGUAGAAGGCCGGCGUAUAUCGCCUGCUUCGUCAUAUUCAUUACGUCCAAUAUUGGAUUGGCACUGCAGAAAAGUUAUGCAGCCCUUCUUGUUCUGCGAGGGCUACAAAGUGCCGGAAGUAGCAGCACUGUAGCCCUCUCCAGCGCAGUCAUCUCGGACAUUGUGGCUACAGCGGAGCGAGGGGUCUAUGUAGGCUACUCAUUCACGGGGUUUCUCCUAGGACAGACGCUUGCUCCUGCCCUAGGGGGCCUCCUGACGUCGUUUUUGGGCUGGCCAUGGAUCUUUUGGUUCUUGGCCAUCUUUUCCGGCGUUUUCUUCAUUGGCAUGUUGUUGUUUCUUCCUGAGACAUCUAGGAAGUUGGUUGGAAAUGGCUCGAGGCCACCCCCACGCUGGAGUAUGUGUCUCCUUAACCUGCGCCGGAUGGAGCCACGGACAAAGUUCCCGACGGGGAACAGCAUAGCAAUAAGGCGACACAUCCCAAACCCAUUCCAUGUCCUCCGAGUGCUGGCGGAGAAAGAGGCGGGUCUGAUUAUCUUGACGCAAGGCAUCAAUUUCUGCUGUUUUCUCGCGAUUAGCACGAGUCUCACCUCUCUCUUCAAAACUAUCUAUGACUUUAACGACGUCAAGAUUGGUCUCUGCUUUCUUCCCCUGGGCGCUGGCGGCGUUACGGCUUCAUAUACCCAAGGAAUACUAACAGAUUGGAAUUACCGCCGACAUGCGAAACGGCUCGGUCGAAUUGACCCCACAGGUCGCUGGCAGGACAUACACGACUUCCCUAUUGAGCGGGCUCGUGUGGAGAUUCUCCCUCCACUGGCAUGCCUGCAGUGUGUAGGGUUUAUUGCAUACGGCUGGGUUUUGCGUUAUUCGCAGCUCGUAGCAGGGUCUCUAGUUCUCUUGUUCUUUCUCGGCUAUACGGGCGUGGCGACCGUCAAUAUCAUGAGUGUUUUGUUGAUCGACCUCUACCCACACAAUCCAGCGACCGCAACAGCAGCAACCAACCUAGUGCGAUGUUUACUAGGAGCCGGCGUAACAGCCGGCAUCGACCCGCUGCUCCAUGCCGUAGGGUACGGCUGGGCCUUUACGUUCAUUGGACUGAUCAGUUUGCUGUGUAUCCCACCAGUGAUAGUUGUGGCAGUGUUCGGCCAGAGAUGGCGGGCAGAGAAGAAUAUCCCUUUAGAGGAGCCCUAA